AUGACAGAGGCACAAACAACAGAUCAAUGGUGGGCAGCAUUCCCUGCACCUCGAGCGAAAUGCGCGGAAGUCAGUGCAGAUGAGGUUAUGAAGAUGUUUGAUGAUAUGGAUAUCAAACCAGAACCUGCAGAAUUUCUACUUGUAGAUGUGAGAAGGACUGAUUGGGAGGGCGGAACCAUCAAGACUUCUCUUAAUCUCCCAGCCCAGAGUUUCUACCAGACUCGCAAGACAUUGCUGGAUCUUUGUGAUAGGGCGGGGAUCAAGCAGUUGAUUUUCUACUGUGGCUCUUCAAAUGGACGAGGUCCUCGUUGUGCCAAUUGGAUGCAAGACUACAUCGAUGACAUCUCCAAAUUCGGUCGCAAGACACCUCUCAAAGUUUUGGUCCUGAAGGGUGGAAUCAAAGGUUGGGUUAAAGACUUCGAGGGCUCAAUGAUGGAUGGAUAUGAAGAAAAAUAUUGGGAGCAGUUCAAGUAG
This is a messenger RNA of Lachnellula hyalina, 474 nucleotides long. RefSeq lists its product as uncharacterized. The record is from RefSeq and is a predicted model, not a curated record. The coding region runs from base 1 to 474 and encodes 157 amino acids. Lineage: Eukaryota; Fungi; Ascomycota; Leotiomycetes; Helotiales; Lachnaceae. Gene Ontology annotation, cellular component: cytoplasm; nucleus. The transcript is spliced from 3 exons. Gene Ontology annotation, molecular function: protein tyrosine phosphatase activity.